AUGGCUUCCGUGCAUUUUCCUGGGGAGCAGAACAAUAAUGAGACUGGCAGUGAUAUCCGGGAGGUCCCUAGCAACAUCUCCAAGCCGACGAAGCGACAACGAUGGGCCACCACGCGAGCCGCUGGCCCCAGCGGCGUGCGGAAGCGUGUCUCCAUCAUUGACCGCUUCCACCGACGAACCGAUGGGAGAGAUGAGAAGCGGAAAUCGAACAUGGGUGGCACCGACAACGCGGCCAACAACGAGGAGGGAGACCAGUCGUCCGGACCCAACCGCACGGUGUAUUUCAACAUCCCUAUCCCCGAAUCCGAGCGAGAUGAGGAUGGCCACUUGCGAACCAUCUAUCCCCGGAACAAGAUCCGAACCGCCAAGUACACCCCUUUGACAUUCGUCCCCUUCAACAUUUGGUACCAGUUUCACAACAUCGCGAACAUGUAUUUCUUGUUUGUGAUUAUUCUCAACUUCUUCCCCAUCUUCGGUGCCAACAAUCCCGGUCUAAACGCGGUUCCCCUGAUUGUGAUCAUUGUCGUGACAGCCAUCAAAGAUGCGAUCGAGGACUGGGGACGAACCGUGAUGGACAACCAAGUAAACAACUCGCCUGUGUAUCGACUGAUUGAAUGGAACAACGUCAACUCCACCGAAGACAACAUCAGUCUUUGGCGUCGCUUCAAGAAGUCGUGUACACGGGGCACGCUUGCCACAUACCACUGGAUGCUGUCCACGUUCAACAAGAAGAAACAGCAAGAGGAACAGACCGAAACCGAACAGCGACGCGCCUCAUUUUUGACCACGGCGACCCCCGGACCCCCAGAAGACGUCGCUAUCCAGAUGACCGAUGUUCCAUCGCCGCAGCCAGAGGCUCGUGAAGAAUGGCCGAUGGCAAGCAACCACGAGAACAAAUAUCUGUCCCCCAACACGGCUGCUCGCGAAAGCCUGGUGGAGCCCACCUCGGACCGGAAACUCGGCAGCGUCUUGGACACAUCGAAACAAACCCCUGGCAAGGCUCGAUUUAAACGCGAUUCUUGGAAGAGCAUUCAGGUUGGAGACUUCGUUCGACUGUAUAAUGAAGACCCCAUUCCAGCCGAUAUCGUGAUUCUCUCCACUUCAGACCAGGACGGAGCCUGCUAUGUGGAAACAAAGGGUCUCGAUGGAGAGACCAAUCUUAAGGUCCGCCAAGCCCUUCACUGUGGUCGCCAAAUCCGGCAUGCCCGUGACUGCGAAAAGGCCGAGUUUUUGAUCGAGAGUGAGGGACCGCAUCCCAAUCUUUACUCCUACAAUGGCGCAAUUCGUUGGGAUCAACGCGACCCGCAAUUCCCCGAGGCCCCCCGAAAGGAAAUGGUGGAGCCCGUGACCAUCAACAAUAUGUUACUUCGCGGUUGCUCAUUGCGCAGUACGGAGUGGGUGCUGGGUGUGGUCGUUUUCACUGGUGGGGAGAGCAAAAUCAUGCUCAACUCAGGUGCGACGCCGGUUAAGCGCGCCCGAAUGGCCAAGGACCUGAACUGGAACGUCAUCUACAACUUCAUCAUCUUGUUUUUGAUGUGCUUCGUUGUCGGUGUCAUCAACGGGGUUGCAUGGGCCGCGCCUAACAAAUCCUUGGACUAUUUCGACAUCGAGUCCUUUGGAAAAACGCCUCCUGUCACUGGUAUCGUAACUUUCUGGACUGCAGUCAUCUUGUUCCAGAACUUGGUUCCCAUUUCGCUGUACAUCUCACUCGAAAUUGUUCGGACCAUCCAGGCGGUUUUCAUACACAGCGACGAUUUCAUGUACUACGACAAGCUCGGGCUUUAUUGCGUGCCCAAGUCAUGGAAUAUCUCGGAUGACGUUGGUCAGGUUGAGUACAUCUUUUCCGACAAGACCGGUACCUUGACGCAAAACGUGAUGGAGUUCAAGAAAUGCACGAUCAACGGCGUGUCGUACGGUGAAGCCUAUACGGAGGCUCAGAUCGGCAUGCGGCGUCGCGAAGGAGCCAAUGCUGAUGAGGAGGCCGCUCAAGCUCGACAGCAAAUCGCCGCCAAUGGUCAAAAAAUGCUGGGAAUGCUACGCCGCAUCCACGAUAACCCUUACCUACGUGACGACCAGUUGACCUUCAUUUCCCCGGAUUACGUCGCCGAUUUGGAAGGACGAGCGGGCGAUCAACAGAAGCAGGCUGCGGAGCACUUCAUGCUUGCUCUGGCACUGUGUCACACUGUCAUCACUGAGCAUACUCCCGGUGACCCCCCUCAGAUUGAAUUCAAAGCCCAGUCCCCCGAUGAGGCCGCCCUGGUUAGCACUGCCCGAGAUUGUGGGUUUACAGUCCUUGGUCGUGCUGGUGAUGAUCUUCUUUUGAAUGUCAUGGGUGAAGAACGCACAUAUACCGUUUUGAAUACCCUGGAGUUUAACUCGUCGCGGAAGCGGAUGAGUGCGAUCAUUCGGAUGCCCGACGGCACCAUCCGUCUUUUCUGCAAGGGUGCCGAUAGCAUCAUCUACUCUCGCUUGGCUCGUGGAAAGCAGCAAGAGCUCAGACGGAAGACAGCGGAGCAUUUGGAGGAGUUCGCCAGAGAAGGUCUGCGAACAUUGUGUGUCGCUGAUCGGCUGUUGAGCGAGGACGAAUACCGAGCUUGGAGUAAAGAGCACGAUAUUGCGGCUGCCGCGAUCACGGAUCGUGAGGCGAAGCUUGAAACGGUCUCAAAUGAAAUUGAACAAAAUCUCAUGCUUAUCGGUGGCACAGCUAUCGAGGACCGACUGCAGGACGGUGUUCCCGACACGAUCCAACUACUCGCAGAUGCCGGUAUCAAGCUGUGGGUGUUGACUGGCGACAAGGUUGAGACCGCGAUCAACAUUGGCUUCUCAUGCAAUCUUCUCAAUAACGAUAUGGAGUUGAUUGUGCUCAACAUCCCAGAAACCCAGCACGAGCAAGCUAGUCGGGAGCUCGACAAUCACCUUCAGACAUUUGGGCUGACUGGCUCCGAUGAGGAGCUCGACCUCGCUCGCCAGGAUCAUACCCCGCCCGAACCCACUCAUGCGGUGAUCGUCGAUGGUGAAACACUCAAACUGAUGCUUUCCGAUGAGCUGAAGCAGAAAUUCCUUUUGCUGUGCAAGCAGUGCAAGGCUGUUCUUUGCUGUCGUGUCAGUCCAGCACAAAAAGCCGCAGUUGUGAACAUGGUGAAGAACGGUCUCAACAUCAUGGCUCUCUCAGUAGGUGAUGGUGCAAAUGAUGUUGCUAUGAUUCAAGAAGCAGACGUUGGUGUCGGUAUUGCAGGUGAGGAAGGAAGGCAAGCUGUGAUGUCCUCGGAUUAUGCAAUUGGCCAGUUCCGUUACCUUCAGCGCCUUCUGUUGGUGCACGGAAGAUGGUCUUACCGUCGCCUGGGAGAGUGUACGGCCAACUUCUUCUACAAGAACCUGGUGUGGACUUUUGCGCUCUUCUGGUACUGCAUCUACAACGAUUUCGACGGUUCCUAUCUGUUCGAUUACACCUACAUCGUGUUGGUCAACGUGGCCUUUACCUCGUUACCGGUUAUCUUCAUGGGUAUUUUCGACCAGGAUGUUGAUGACAAGGUAUCUCUUGCUGUACCUCAGCUCUACAUGAGAGGCAUCGAGCGCAAAGAGUGGUCACAACUCAAGUUUUGGAUGUACAUGGGCGAUGGUCUGUACCAGUCACUUAUCUGCUACUUUAUGCCGCAUCUUCUGUAUGCCCCGGCACGUUUCGUGCACUCAGAGGGACGGAAUAUCAACGACCGAGUCCGUAUGGGUGUAUUGGUUGGGUCUUGUGCUGUCAUCGCCAGCAACACCUACAUCAUGAUGAACACCUACCGAUGGGACUGGUUUACCACCCUGAUAAACGCCAUUAGUUCUCUUCUGAUUUUCCUCUGGACUGGUAUUUAUACGUCUUUCCUCAAUGCCGGCCAGUUCUACAGAGCCGCCUCCGAAGUCUAUGGAGCAUUAAGCUUCUGGGUUGUGCUUCUUUUGACUGUCACCAUAUGCCUGCUUCCCCGAUUCGCAUACAACGCUGUCCAGAAAGUGUUCUUCCCGCUUGAUGUCGAUAUCAUCCGCGAGCAGGUGACUCAAGGAAAGUUCAAGUACCUGGAUGCGUUUGAGGAUUACGUGCCCCCUCAAGCCACUGCCAAAGCCACCACUAUGAGUGAUGAGUCGGCAACCUCCUCAGAGCUGGGCAAGCCCAUUCAGCCCACGAUGAAGCAGGACCCUGGGAUCCCAGAUGAUGAACGGCCAUUCUACCCGCCGUCCGUUGCCCCCACGGCGCAUACUCAUAACCCGCGAAGUCAGAAUGGCAGCAAUGGUACCAAUUACACUGCAAGCCUGGACCACUAUCCCCGUCCCCAGUCGGUGGACUAUGUGCGACGGUCCCAGGAGCGGACCCGGCACUCCUUCGAGCGGGGCCGGCCAAGUUUUGAGCAAUCCAAUGAUUUCACCUCCGCCGCCAUGCUUUCCCGGGUGGAAUCCUCUCAGACACAAGGCCCCCUUCAAGAUCCCUUCCGGGCCCCUAAUGAGCCUCCUGCACAUAUGAUCUAA
Messenger RNA from Penicillium alfredii, 4503 nucleotides. RefSeq lists its product as uncharacterized. The record is from RefSeq and is a predicted model, not a curated record. Gene Ontology annotation, cellular component: plasma membrane. Lineage: Eukaryota; Fungi; Ascomycota; Eurotiomycetes; Eurotiales; Aspergillaceae. Gene Ontology annotation, molecular function: magnesium ion binding; ATPase-coupled intramembrane lipid carrier activity; ATP binding. Gene Ontology annotation, biological process: phospholipid translocation. The transcript is spliced from 5 exons. Bases 1 to 4503 code for a protein of 1500 amino acids.